Molecule: messenger RNA, 789 nt
Organism: Brassica oleracea var. oleracea
Lineage: Eukaryota; Viridiplantae; Streptophyta; Magnoliopsida; Brassicales; Brassicaceae
Product: fidgetin-like protein 1
Exons: 6
Coding region: 1-789 (262 amino acids)
Cellular component (GO): mitochondrial outer membrane
Molecular function (GO): ATP binding; ATP hydrolysis activity
Source: RefSeq, a predicted model, not a curated record
AUGCAGCUUUGUAAAGGAAUUCUCUUAUAUGGACCACCUGGAACGGGAAAGACUAUGCUUGCAAAGGCAGUGGCAGUGGAAGCUGGUGCCAACUUCAUCGAUAUCUCCAUGUCAAGCAUCACAUAUAAUAAGUUGUUUGGUGAGGUUGACAUGUAUAUCAAAGCUGUCUUUUCAUUGGCCAGUAAAAAGUCCCCUUGCGUUAUCUUUCUGGAGGAGGUUGACAGCAUGCUGGGCCGAAGAGAAAACUUGGGGGAACUUGAGAUAAAAAACGCCUUCAUGAAACAUUGGGCUGGUCUAUCGAAAAAGGAGAAGGAACGUGUUCUGGUUCUUGCAGCCACAACUCGACCUUUUGACCUUGAUGAGGCUGUCACUGGACAGUUUUGCCGUAGGUUUCUGGUGGAAUUACCAGAUGCUGAGAGUAGAUCACAGAUACUAAAGGUUAUAUUGCGGAAAACAACCUUAUCUGAUGAUGUUGAUCUGGUUCGACUUGCUAGGAUGACUAAUGGAUAUUCUGGAAAGGACCUUAAGAAGCUAUGUUUUAGUGCCUCCAACCGUCGAAUGUUGGAGAUAUAUAAUGCGGAAGGUAAAAUUCCUCCAGCUCUGCAUGGAAGUUAUGAUAUCCGAGCUUUGAACAUGCAAGAUUUCAUAUACACACUUGAGAAGGUGUGCGCAAGCAUCAAGUCAGAGUCGGUGGGCAUGAAAGAGCUUCAACAAUGGAACGAACGCUACGGGGAAGGUGGACGUGGAUCUAGAAAGAGGACACGUGACGGCUGCCUUAUGCAGUAUUGA